Rangifer tarandus platyrhynchus (Svalbard reindeer) is the source of this 741-nucleotide messenger RNA. The record is from the annotation of a GenBank genome assembly. NCBI's taxonomy places the organism in Eukaryota, Metazoa, Chordata, Mammalia, Artiodactyla, Cervidae.
AUGGCUGCUCCCGGCCCAGCGCUCUGCCUCUUCGACGUGGACGGGACCCUGACGGCCCCGCGGCAGAAAAUUACCAAAGACAUGGAUUGCUUUCUGCAAAAACUGAGGCAGAAGAUCAAAAUUGGCGUUGUCGGUGGGUCAGACUUUGAGAAAGUACAGGAGCAACUGGGAGAUGACGUUAUUAAAAAAUAUGAUUACGUGUUUCCAGAAAAUGGCUUGGUAGCAUACAGAGAUGGGAAACUCUUGUGUAAACAGAAUAUUCAAGGUCACCUGGGUGAAGCCCUAAUCCAGGAUUUAAUCAACUACUGUCUGAGCUACAUCGCGAAAAUCAAGCUCCCGAAGAAGAGGGGCACUUUCAUAGAGUUCCGUAAUGGGAUGCUGAACGUGUCGCCAAUCGGAAGAAGCUGCAGCCAGGAAGAACGCAUUGAGUUCUACGAGCUCGAUCAGAAAGAAAAGAUAAGACAAAAGUUCGUGGAGGACCUGCGAGAAGAGUUUGCGGGGAAAGGCCUCACGUUUUCCAUAGGAGGCCAGAUCAGCUUCGACGUCUUCCCCGACGGCUGGGACAAGAGGUACUGCCUGGGACACGUGGAGAAGGAUGGCUAUAAGACCAUCUAUUUCUUUGGCGACAAAACCAUGCCAGGCGGGAAUGACCACGAGAUCUUCACAGACCCCAGGACGGUGGGCUACACGGUGACGGCGCCCGAGGACACGCGCAGGAUAUGCGAGGAGCUCUUCUGCUGA